ACGGACUUCUUAAGAGAUUCCAACUGAAUAUUUAGAAAUAUUCUUCAAGAAAUUCCCCUGGUGAAUCAUCUGGUCAAACUCCCAGCAUUCAGAUAAUCCAGUCAGCUGCUGAGUACAAGCAGCCAUCUAUAUGGUUCCUUAAUUCACUCCAAAUUAAGAAUCCAAAACCUUCUGCUCAAUCUUGAAUCAUGAGACCACUGAGAAAGUCACUCCUUGAACCUAACCCUAAAUCAUCAUCACUCCACAAAGCCCUUUCUUCACAGUUCACUUACUGUCUUGAUCGGCCUCCAGCACCAAAACCCCACUUCAAUGAGACCACCAACACCCACUUCCCAUUUUCAAGAAACCAACAAAAACAUCAAUCCAACAAUGGACAAACCAAUACCCUCUUGGUCAAUUCACUACACAAACUAAAACCCACUUCAAGUACUUUGUUGUCUAGCCAGACGAGGUUGUUUUCAUGUUCAAGUUCCUUUUUUUCGCUUUCAAGAUCUCAUUUUGGCAAAGAACCCGUCUUUAAAGUUAUAUUUCAUGAUCCAAUCUCUAGUAAAUUCAUUCAAAGAAGGGCCUUUUCAAGUGAAAAUUCAAACCCGGAAAAUGCUGUGUCAGGGGAGAACUCACAGCCGAUUGAUGCAGGGUCUUCUAUGAGAAAACCAAUUAGUUUGUGGCCUGGAAUGUACCAUUCUCCUGUGUCUAAUGCCUUAUGGGAAGCAAGAUCAAGGAUUUUUGAGGAGCCUCAUGAUUCUGGGACUUCAGAGACUGAAUUAGUUGCGAAAAGUCCAUCAAAGAGCAGGACUAGCAUUUGUUAUAAGUUUUCUUCUGAUUUUAUACUUAGAGAGCAGUAUAGGAAUCCAUGGAAUAAGAUUAGAAUGGGGAAGUUGGUUGAAGAUCUUGAUGCUCUUGCUGGAACCAUUUCCUAUAAGCAUUGCUGCAAUGAUGAUGGCUCAACUAGGCCUUUGCUAUUGGUCACUGCUUCUGUUGAUAGGAUAGUUUUGAAAAAACCAAUCCUUGUUGAUGCUGAUUUGACUAUAGUUGGUGCUGUUACAUGGGUUGGGAGGUCAUCCAUGGAGAUUCAGAUGGAAGUGAUUCAGCCCACUGAAGGGGCCACCAAUCCAUCAGAUGCAGCUGCUCUUGUAGCAAAUUUCACAUUUGUCGCUCGUGAUACAAAGACAGGAAAAUCAGCUCUUGUUAACCAGAUCUCACCUGAAACUGAUAAAGAGAAAUUGCUUUGGGAAGAGGCUGAAGAAAGAAACAAGAUGAGGAAAAAGAAGAAAGCGGAAAAGAAAAGGGAUUCUGAGAAUGAGGAUAUGGAAAGGCUCAAUGCAUUGUUGUCUGAAGGGAGGGUUUUCAUUGACAUGCCAGCAUUGGCAGACAGAGAUAGCAUUCUUAUACAAGAUACUCGUCAUGAGAACACUUUUAUUUGUCAGCCACAGCAAAGGAACAUUCAUGGUCGUAUUUUUGGAGGAUUUUUGAUGCGCAAGGCAUUUGAACUGGCCUUCUCGAAUGCUUAUGCAUUUGCUGGUGCAGCACCACUCUUUGUUGAAGUUGAUCAUGUUGAUUUCUUCAGACCUGUGGAUGUUGGAAAUUUCCUUCGCUUGAAGUCUUGCAUUUUGUACACAGAACUCGAGAACCCAGCUGAACCUCUGAUUAACGUGGAAGUUGUUGCUCAUGUUACAAGGCCUGAGCUAAGGUCUAGCGAGGUAUCAAACAAAUUCUGCUUUACAUUCACUGUCCUUCAUGAGGCCAUUAAAGAUGGAUUGAGGAUUCGGAAUGUUGUUCCAGCUACGGAAGAAGAAGCACGUCGAGUUCUUGAACGCAUGGAUUCUGAAAACUCCCAGCUUGCAAAAUCGUGAAAUAAAUCUCCCUGUUGUCUGGAAAAUAAGCAGAGGGGGUGAAAAUGGCGGCAGUCUCGCUCUUUUUUUGGUAGGCUUGGAUAGCUUGAGCGUAAAUAAGCAAUGAUGUUUGGAUUCAUUUGCAUCUUAAUGAACCACAUGCACAAAUUCUUUGUACAGAUAAUAAACCACACAAGGUUGGACUUCACCAUCUGAACAAAAAUUCUUAUGGGUCCCGGCUA
Messenger RNA from Populus euphratica (Euphrates poplar), 2074 nucleotides. Its product is annotated as acyl-coenzyme A thioesterase 9, mitochondrial-like. The transcript has 5 exons. The record is from RefSeq and is a predicted model, not a curated record. Gene Ontology annotation, biological process: acyl-CoA metabolic process. Lineage: Eukaryota; Viridiplantae; Streptophyta; Magnoliopsida; Malpighiales; Salicaceae. Gene Ontology annotation, molecular function: fatty acyl-CoA hydrolase activity. The coding region runs from base 189 to 1853 and encodes 554 amino acids.